AUGCGGAGUCUACUUAUCUAUCUGCUUCUCUGCGCUAUUGCAUUUGCAGGUGAGAGCUUCUGCUGGGAUUUGAGUUUUGCCUUUUAUCUACCUUUUUUCCAGAUGACACUGCUUUUCUUUGCUCGCAAGCUGACGCUCAGCUCAGUUGUGGACAGUGUAUCAAGAAACAUCCGGACUGCGCUUGGUGCACAGACCCCGUAAGUGAGACCUGAAAAUUGUCGGAGUAACAAAACGAGCGAAGAGUUUUAUAUAAACUCUCUCAAUUACUUAUACUAAAAAGACAUGCAACUUUCCAGCAUUCUACCGCCAAAAACCGAUGUCAAUUGAAAACGCUUUUCGUUAACAAUAGCUGUCAUCCGAGUUACGUAUACUCUCCUCCACAAGCUCAAGUCACAGUCUUAAAACCGGUACGUUGGAUUCAGAACUAAAUUAAAAUUUAUUGUGUGGUUGAGACGUAUCCCCUCGAAUCCACAAAAAGCGAUGGAACUGUAGUCCGGCUUGAACCACAACAAGUCUCAAUCAGACUCAUGCCAGGUGAUUAACUUUUUCUUUUUUUAUCAAACUUGAGAAAAAGAAGCUUUGCUUAAAAACUUUUGUGCAACUUUUUUUCAUUUUUUUCAAGUAAGAAGUCGUCAAAUGAUAAAAACUUUGCGAGAAUGAUUAUUAUAUUAUUGUGUUGAAACCGCAUUAUAUUGACAUAUUUUUUUCUUGUUUUUUUGCUGUAUGAUGAAUCCAGUGCAACUGGUCGAGCACUUCUGGCACUGAGCCCUGUUGUAAAGAUUCCGUCAUAAAAGCUUGUCGCCUAUUUAUUGCUCUCUUAUGGCGGCGGGACGCACUUUAGAAUGCGACAAAUUUUUUAUUAAGCUAGGAAAAGCAUAAACUAUAAGGUGAAACGUUGCAGGAAACGCUGUGAACGUUCCUUUCAAGUAUCUGAACCGAGCUGGCGCCACGACCAUGGAAAUUCAGACAUCUGAAUAUCAGAACACUGCUCUAAAACUUAAAUUUUUCAUCAAUUGUGAUGGGUGAUUUUCGAGACGUACAAUGAGAUAUUCAUUUUUUUUUGUAGAGCUGAAAAGGAAACAAAGACUUGCGCAGUUCGAGAAAAUCAGAUCGUCGAGUUUCGUGUUGAGGUAAUUUUUCAAACUUUGUUCUCAAUAUUUAUCGGAAAUCCAAAACUCAGAACAAGAAGCAAACCAAAUUUUUAAGAUGAACAUUUUUUUCACAAUUAACUCAUAGGUAUUUGAAAUUUCUAGUCAAUCGGAUUUUUGUAAUACUUUUCAGAUUUUCUAUGUUUUUGCAAUCUAAAAUUUUGCUGGGAAGCAACUCGAAAUCCGUUAAAGAUCUACUUCUUAAAGUAUCUCAUCGAUUUCGACUCAGAAGUGGAAUUAACUCGACAGAGAGCUUUGAAUCGAACUUUUUAGGCGACACUGGAGACGUGCUCUUCUCAAGGCGAUAUAACUCUUUCGCUAGGCGUCCGUGGGCAGCAAAUCAUCUCUGCUCUGUACGUGACCCCGAUCUGCGGCUGCGAGUGCGAGAAGCACAACGUGAGUUCUCCAGACCAGACGUCCGACCGACCGGAACGAUCUGCAGGAGCGCAACUCGCCGCUUUGUCACCAACACGGUCAUCUCAUCUGCGGCCAAUGCAUCUGCGACGCGUCGCGAGGCGGCGACAAAUGCGAGUGCGCCCUGUCGCUUUACGGUGUCUCGAGCUCUGCGCAACUUGACGCACAGUGUCGCGAGUGGGUUUAUCUUCUUUUCUGACAGCUUAUACCCCCAUUGAUCAUUUCUUACGGCUUCGGUCAAAGCUUUGAUCCGAGCGUUGUAAUAUAAACGAGAGAAGAAACUUAUCGAGCGAUGGUGUACAAUAGCGAUUUCUAGAGGAUCGGGCGGUGGUACUUGCUUUUCUGAUUAAACGGUUUCGGUGAAACAUAACUUUAGGUUCCACAAAGUUUUCCAAACAGAAUAAAACCAAUUUUUGAAUUUUUCUUGCUCUUAUGAAAAAAUGUCUGUAAUUACUCAUUUUAAAAAUUUUUCAGACCAAAAAUAGAAAAUGACUAACUAAAUAAUUAUUCAACAUAGAGUUAAUAUUUGCUAGCGAAAUUCCAGAAAAUAGUUCGAGAUUCAAUUCAUUAAAUAAUUGAAAAGUUCCCCUUAAAGGUGAAAACACAAAAUUUAUUUGCAGACCUGGGUGAAUUGUAGCUUUUUUGUUUAUAAGUAUUUUUUCGGCUCUCAAUUCAGUAGAGUUCUUCUUUUUUUCAAGUUUUCAGAUGAACUAACUUCGAAAAUCUGAAAACUUUCAGCGAAGAGUCUUCUGAAGUGUGCAACGGUCAGGGCGUCUGCCAAUGCGGCAAGUGUCGGUGCAAUAGUCCUACUGUAGGUUGUUCUCUUUAUUCAAGCUUUCUUCGUUGUUCACCGCAACAGCCGCCGCAACCAUUUAUCUUGUUCCCAAGGUGUUGUAAUCCACAGAAAAAGGUCGAUUACAAAAACAUCUAGUUUCUGUGGGAUAACAGAGGGUAGCAUCGACCCACGUAUAUGACCGAUACUUUUUCUAAGAGAGAAAAAAAAAACCGAUUUUUUAUUCUUUAAUCAAUAAAAUUAAAUUGUAGAUUUCUGGAAAGUUCUGCCAGUGCGACCAUACAUCUUGCCCGAAAGGAGCCAACGGUCAGAUUUGCUCUUCCAAUGGAGUUUGCGAUUGCGGAAAGUGCAAGUGAGAAAUUGAACUUGAAAAAAAACUUUUAUUCAAACUGCAGAUGCGAAGUUGGUUGGGAGCGUGAAGACUGUUCUUGCUCGACAGCCAACUCAAACUGUCUAGAAAAACAGCGUAAGUAA
Caenorhabditis auriculariae is the source of this 2829-nucleotide messenger RNA. NCBI's taxonomy places the organism in Eukaryota, Metazoa, Nematoda, Chromadorea, Rhabditida, Rhabditidae. The record is from the annotation of a GenBank genome assembly.